UUGGACGAGAUAUUUUAUUCAGUCCCUCUUUCAUGUACAUAAAUUGCUGCAAAUAGACACGACACUGCAGCCUGGCUCCAAAGCAAAAUUGUAGAAUAGAUAUACAUAUCAAUGAAGCUUUCAAUGAAUCAUGUACGGCCAUGCACAAUCAGAUCACCCUUUCUCCUACAUAACCAGGUUUUUUCACCCAAUUCUACCCACAAAAUCACUCCUAAAAGACAUAGAACUUCAAUUCCAAUCCUCAGCUUGAAAUCUGUCCAAGCUCCUACAAAAAGAUUAUGCCAGAAAUGGAUGGAUUACCAGGGGAUCAGCAACUGGGAAGGACUUCUUGAUCCUCUCGACGACACUCUACGGGAAGAGAUCAUAAGGUACGGAAACUUCGUCGAAGCCGCUUACAAGUCGUACGACUUCGACCCGUCGUCUCUGACCUAUGGCCGCUGUCGGCACUCGAAGGGGAAGCUCCUUCCACGGGCAACCGGAUACCAGGUGUCCCGACAUCUGAGGGCCACGAGCGGUAUCCGGGUGCCCCGGUGGAUGGAGCGAGCCCCGGGAUGGAUGUCCACGCAAUCGAGCUGGAUCGGUUACGUGGCGGUGUGCAACGACAAGAAUGAGAUCGCCCGGCUCGGGCGGAGGGACGUGGUGGUUGCGCUCCGCGGCACGGCCACUUGCUUGGAAUGGCUUGAGAAUCUAAGAGCCACUCUUACUCCUCUCCAUGAAAACGAUAGUUGUGGGCCAAUGGUGGAAAGUGGGUUUCUAAGUCUGUACACUUCAAGCACCGGCACUGCCCAAAGUCUUCAAAGCUCAAUAAGGGAAGAAAUUUCAAGAAUCCUCAAGGCCUACGGUGACGAACCCUUGAGCAUUACCAUCUCCGGCCACUCUCUCGGGGCCGCUUUGGCCAUCCUAGCGGCCUAUGAUAUCAAACAAACAUUUCGAAACUCGCCACUUGUGACCGUCAUGUCCUUUGGUGGGCCCCGGGUCGGAAACCCGAGCUUCCGACAACAUUUGGAAAAGAACGGGACGAAAGUGUUAAGGAUCGUAAACUCCGAAGACCCGGUAACGAGGGUUCCUGGUUUCGUCAUCGACAACGAGAACGACGAAAGAAUUGAUAGUUACAAAAAAAGCGUUUCCGGUUGGUUUCAAAAAUUGGUGGAAGAUACACAAUGGGUGUAUGCCGAUGUGGGAUGCGAGCUCCGGCUCAGUAGCCGGGACUCGCCUUACCACAACGGCAUAAACAUUGCUGCUUGCCAUGACCUCAAGACGUACCUCAAUCUCGUCAGCUCCAAUUGUCCGAUCAGAGCGACCGCUCAAAAAAUCAUUGCAAAAAGAAUGAAGCAAACAACUGUGGCUGUGUGAGUAUAUUGUGACAUGAAUCAUAGACUCACACAUGUGACAUUGUACGGACGUUGUCAAACAUUCUACAACGUGUGUACGUCCUAUGUACAUAAACUAUUAACAUGUCUUCAAGAGGAUCAAAGUGGCCAAUGAGUGGAUCAUAGAGAGAAUAUAUGAUACAUGAGGUAAUUAAAUUAAUUAAAGAUUACUUUUUCCAAGGAAUAUUGGGAAAUAAAAAUUGAGAUGAUCGAUCGAACAGGUUUCGAGGUUCAACUUAUGUUUAUGUGUUUUUAUGCAAGUGAGAUUUACCCAAUCUUAGUUGAUUUUAUAGGUUCAAAUUGUUCCUUGAGCUUAGGGUGCAUAAUUUUUUAACAGAAUUUUGGUAACGUAGC
This is a messenger RNA of Cuscuta epithymum, 1724 nucleotides long. The record is from the annotation of a GenBank genome assembly. Lineage: Eukaryota; Viridiplantae; Streptophyta; Magnoliopsida; Solanales; Convolvulaceae.